Lycium barbarum (goji berry) is the source of this 2551-nucleotide messenger RNA. RefSeq lists its product as uncharacterized. NCBI's taxonomy places the organism in Eukaryota, Viridiplantae, Streptophyta, Magnoliopsida, Solanales, Solanaceae. The transcript has 4 exons. The coding region runs from base 305 to 2218 and encodes 637 amino acids. The record is from RefSeq and is a predicted model, not a curated record.
UACUAGUAGUACUAAUUAUUCUUCUCUAGUGGCCCCACCAGAUCCAAAAAAACUCCAUCCUUUCCUUAUUUUCCCCUCCCCCCAAUGACAUUGUACAAUCUAACAAGCAUCUUAUUUUCUUGGCUUUAUUUUCAAGACUCUUUUUCUCUAAAGUUUCAGUUUUUCUCUUGAGUUUUUUCUACUCUUUUUAGCUUGAUGAGUUUUCUUGGAGCUGGAGCUAGUCUUGAAUGAGAUAUAUCUUGCUGGGGUUUUCUUUUCACAAGCUGUCGCAUUUAAAAGCCUUGGUCUUUGGGAGGAGGGAAAAAUGCAGUGCACUAACUAUCUUCCAGGAUAUUACUACCCAAGAGAUCAUGUUUUCAGUCUUACGGGUAGUAAUUCACGGUCAAUACCCCACAGUGGUAUCGCCUGGAACAGUAGUAGAGGAUUCAAUCUUGCGUUUCCUCCAUUUAUGGUAGACCAGAGCCAGGAUUUAGUUUAUCAGAAGGAUAUAUUGAGACAGACAAUACUUAAACAUGAAGCAACAUUUAGAUAUCAGGUCAAUGAACUUCAUCGUUUAUAUGGAAGACAAAGGGAAUUAAUGGAUGAGAUUAAAAGGAGAAAACAAGUGGAUGAUCAUGUACACUUGCAAGAAUUAGAGCCAAAUACUUUUGUGUCUCUGUUAAGGUCUGAAAUUUCUGAGAAGACCUUUAGGCACUCAGUAAAUCUCACAAUCAUUGAGCCAUAUGCACCAAGUAAAGAAAUGUUUCAAGAGUCUUUCAGUUUUGGUGCCGACAAGACUGUGCAACCAGGUGUUGACUGUUUAUCAGGUAAAAACAUUUUAAAUGAAUGCACAGCAUCAUUAUUGAAGAACGACACAUCAAGGAAGAGAAUGUUGGAUCUUGAACUUCCAGCAGAAAAAGCCAUUGAUAAUGAAGAGGAAAAUCCUGUUAAAAGGAUAAAUGUUCUGAUUUCAGAAUUUCAACCUCAACGUUCUUCGAAAGUCAAAUUUGUUGCCUCUGGAGACUCUUCCAGUUCUCCCGCAAGUUAUAGGGGUACCUUUCUUUUGUUUGACCUGAAUGAACCAGCACAGCCUUUUGAGUCAGAGUGUCCGAAUUCUGCAUUUGGAUCGAAUAACAUUCACGAGGAAAUCCAGGACAGGGAUCUGGAUUUAUCCGGUAUUGGACGUGCAGAAUGCUCAACUCUGAAUAAAGAAGGGAGAGAUGGAAGCAACUUUAAGUCAUUUGAUGAAGACAAUAAGUUUUCAGAUUACACAAAUUGUAGGAAAGGCAUGGACUUGAAUUUGACACCUCCUACCUAUUUGUCUGACUACCGGUCUGCACCCUCCUCCGACAUUUCCCAUCUUAAUUUUCCUGAAGGCGGAAAUGUAGAGAUUCAUAAAAAUUAUGAGGUUCUUGACAGUAAGAUGGUUCCUGAUUCUUCACCUGAAUAUAGAAAAUGUACCAGGGAUAAUCACCUUGUAGGGACUAGCAUUGAUAGCAAGCUUUCGACAACUAAUAUUUGCAUCGACUUGAACUCCUGCAUCAAAGAAGACCUUUUAUCAUCUAGUCCAAGUGAAGCAACAAAGUCUACUGGGGAAAGAGAUCUGGAAGGUCCUGUUAGCCCAGAAAAUAAGGAGUGUUCUCCACCAAGAGGAGAUUCUCAGGACAGUAAAGUCAGUACAUCAAUCUAUUUACCAGGAAGAGGCCAUAAUGAUCCAAUCGAGGAAUUUGACAAGGUUGCAGCUGAUAUACUUAUUUUUAUUUCAUCAUCUGCAAAGUCUGCCAUUGGUGAACCAUCUGAAGCUUCUAGACACUUUCUAGGCCAGCUUGCUGAAGUUGCUAGUUCUCUGUCUAGUUGUCCAGAGAAUGAAGUUGAACAACCCAUGGAGAAGGAAAAAGGUAUUGCAUUCUGUAAUCAGCCAAGGAGGGGUCAAGCAAGGAGGAGGAAAAAGGAUCAGAAGGACCUUCAAACAGAUGUAGUACCUGCAGUGGGAUCUCUUUUGCAUCAGAUGAUUGCUCCAAAAUCCGGUCCAUGGAAGAAAACUCCGAGUGGGGCUAGUUCCAGAGGCGGGAGAUGGUCCAAUGAUGGAGAGAGAACAACAUUUGCUCUCCUACUGCAGCAUACUUUGGAUAACAAACAUGGAAUCACAGGCCGAUUUUUGAAAGGCUGGGGGGUGACAAAAAGGCGGCAAAGGGCUCGGAGAGCUCAGUCUUAUGUGUCUCCUCUUUUUUUUAGCUGAUGAGUAGUUGAACGGAGAGUAUAUUCCUGGACUCAAUACUUAUUAUAGAUUUAUAGUACAGGAAGUUGAUUGCUAGGAUUAUCUUCAUCCCUUCCUCUUUUUUUUUUUUUUUGGCUCUAGGAGAUGUUAUGUACAGAUAUUUAGCCAAGGAUUCAUACAGAAUACUUCAAUUUAGUCCUAUAGAAGUGUUCAUAUUCAAGUUACAAAUGAUGGAAGCAAACACACUUUUAUUCAUGGUUGGUAACUUAUCUAUACUUCAUGAAUUACUUUACAUUAGUUUGGAAUGAACAGCUUAUUCUCUGUGUGUAUAUAUAUAUAUUUUUUUUCUAUGCA